GUAAUUAAAGACAGAAUUUUUUUAUUUUGGGGUGAACUAACCCUUUUAAAGAGUUUAGAAAAUGUCUUAAUUAUAAUUAAAUUGGUUUUGUUACAUGUCUAAACAUUAUAGCAUUUGAAUUGCUUAGUUUAGUUUUAGAGAAAUGUUUGGACUGUUUCUGUACACACAGGCUGUUAUGGUAGGAUAUUGUCAUAUAAAAUAUCAGACUUUUUCAUUCAGUUAGUGUUGCCAGGUAACUGUUAUACUAUGAAAAUAGAAGUUGCUUUGCAUCUUAUGACAGUGAGGAUAAACUGUUGGCAGUACAUAGCACCUGACUUUACCAAAGCAUAAUGUGCAUUCAUAUAAGCAAUGCUAAUCUUGAUCAUCUUCAGCAAAUCUUAUUUUAAUCUUAAUUCUAUUCUGAACUGUUUUUUGUAUUCAUUUUUAUUGCAUGCAUGUUGUUGUUGUUGUUGUUGUUGUUGUUGUUGUUGUUUUUUUUUUUUUUUUUUUUUUUUUUUAGGAAACAUGUAUUAUAAAGGCUUGUGUAGAAUUUAUUUUAUUAUCCCAGUGUAGUCCCUGUAGUCUAAGAUAGUAGGUUAGUUUUAUCCACUAUUUAAGCCAUUUAAAUUCAUUAGAUUUUAUUGCAUUUUUAAUGCCCCAUCUUUCUAACCUCUGAAAUGCAUUGUUAAACACAACCGAGUCCUUAAACCUAAAAAUCUGAAUGGUUGAUUAAUUGGAUGGUCAAUACUGGUUUUCCAUAAUGGGGCUACCACCAUUUUGUCCAGGAACUUCCAGAGUAUUCCAGAUUUCCACACUGGAAGACUGCUCGGAGGAGACUCCUCUGACCUUUUCUUUCUGGAAUAACCAUAACCUUAACACUUUGAUCACUUUGGCCACUCAUAGACUUCAUAAGCAUUCAACAUAGCAGGAAAUGUCAUGUUUCUGACGUGAGAGUGUCUUUAGUAGCCACACCCCUUGCUCUCUGAACAGCCUUAGGUUCUCCGGCAGAAUCUUAAUCCGACAUUUUUACACCGCCAACUCUAAAAAGGUUCUUCUUAAAGGUCUAUCCACUCCAGGAUUUAGGAACGAUCGCUCAUCAGCUUCCAGCUCGCAAAACAAAGCUGGAGGGUGCUUCAGGUUGUCAGCGCUGGAGAUAUCAGUCCAAAAGAAAACCAGCAGAAAAUUCUUCCCUCUUCACCCCCCCCCCCCCCCCCCCCCCCCCCAACUUUUCUCCUCUUCGGGUUGCUUCUCAUGAACCUGUCACACUUGUGUGGCUGUCUUGUUUGAGCGCUGUUGAAGGUUAAUAUUUAAUCCAAAUUUAUUUCUAACCCAAAUUCCCCCUCUCGUAACUUUUUUCAAGCACAGAGCCUGAUUGUGCAGGUUAACAGGUUUUCAGCACCGUCCAAGGGGAAGAUAACAGUUGGAAUGUUCUCUGAGAGCGUAUGGAGGUUUAGAUCAGCGUUCAAGAACAGAUGCUCUUCAAGUCUCCAUCUCCUGAGCCCAUCUACAACAGCGAGGGCAAGAGGCUUAACACGCGUGAAUAUCGUACACGCAAGAAACUGGAGGAAGAGAGACAUUCUCUCAUUACAGAGAUGGUGGGACUGAACCCUGAAUUCAAACCCCCUGCUGACUACAAACCACCAGCUACUCGUGUCAGUGAUAAGGUGAUGAUUCCUCAGGAUGAAUAUCCAGAGAUCAACUUUGUUGGGCUUUUGAUUGGGCCACGUGGAAACACUCUGAAGAACAUUGAGAAGGAGUGCUGUGCUAAAAUCAUGAUUCGUGGUAAAGGUUCAGUGAAGGAAGGGAAGGUGGGUCGUAAGGAUGGACAGAUGCUUCCAGGAGAAGAUGAACCUCUUCAUGCAUUGGUCACUGCUAACACCAUGGAGAAUGUCAAGAAAGCUGUAGAGCAGAUCCGUAAUAUCCUCAAGCAGGGCAUUGAGACGCCCGAGGACCAGAAUGAUCUGAGAAAGAUGCAACUGAGGGAACUGGCGCGACUCAAUGGCACUCUGAGAGAGGAUGAUAACAGGAUCUUACGCCCAUGGCAGAGCACAGAGCCUCGCAGCAUCACAAACACAACUGUCUGUACAAAGUGUGGUGGAGCAGGUCACAUCUCAUCAGACUGCAAGUUUACCAGUUCCUUUGCUCCCCGGGCAGGCGAACCACCCCAAUCUGCUCAGGAUAAGGCCCGUAUGGAUAAAGAGUACUUGUCUCUCAUGGCAGAGUUAGGAGAGGCUCCAGUCCCAGCCUCUGGUGGGGGCCACAGCAAUCCUCCCCCUGGUGGACCUCGUCCAACAGGACCCAACAACAACCAACCACCACCAAAUCGCCCUCCUUGGAUGAAUUCAGGCCCUGCUGAUAACAGGAAUUUCCAUGGCAUGCACCAGGGUCCUGGUGGGCCUCAUAACUUUCCUCCACCAAUGCCAAACAUGGGCGGCCCUCCUAUGCCACCAAACCCCAAUGGAAUGCCUCCACCCUGGAUGCAGCCGCCGCCCCCUCCAAUGGGCCAGGGCCCAGCACCACCUGGACACCCAAUGAGUUUAUUGCCACCACCCAUGGGUAUGAUGCCCCCACCUCCACCUCCCCCCAACAACCAACCACCGCCUCCACCCUCAGGACCUCUGCCACCAUGGCAACAGCAAGCCCCUCCCCCACCACCCACCAGCAGCAUGGCAACCAGUGCUCCACUGCCAUGGCAACAGAAUACAACCACUACAUCCACCCCUGCCACUGGAAACCUGCCACCCUGGCAACAGCCUCAGCAGACGGCCACCUCAGCCACUCAGCCCCCUCCGCCCCUGGGCACCCCUUCUAUGGUGCCACCUCCACCUGGGGUCCAACCCCCACUUCCUCCUGGUGCCCCCCCUCCCCCUCCACCCCCUCCACCUGGCUCAGCAGGAAUGAUGUACGCACCCCCUCCCCCGCCCCCACCCAUGGACCCUAACUUUGUGACCAUGAUGGGGAUUCCCGGUAUGCCACCUUACGGGAUGCCUCCUGCGCCUCCACCUCCUCCGCCCCAGAGUUAAAGGCUGUUUAGUCUCUGUGGCCCUGUGAACGUGCAGUGAUGCCUAAAAUAUAUACACAGGACUAUAUCACGUUCUGUUCAUUUAACAGCUUGAUGUGAUUAGUUGCUAAAGGGUUUUUUUUUUUUUUUUUUUUUUUUUUUUUUCUAUUGAUUGCUCUUGGUUCAAAUUUGUUUCCCAUGCUUGGACACAAAAAUGGAGAUAGAGAGUAUGAGAUGGUAUGUUUAAUUUUGUAAAUUUACUUCAAUUGUCAAUGAUUUUUAAUUGUAGUAUUUGAUCUGUUAGUAUAAUAUUUGUUCAAAAUGACUUUGUGCAGGGAAUGUGUGUUUUUGUUUCUGCCAGCCUGCUAUUUCAUGUUUCAUUUCAAACCUUCUUCAGUGAGUAAAAAUGACAUCUGCUUAAGAUUCAGUUAGCAUUCCAACAGGUGUAUAAACAACCAUUUACACUCUUAACCAACUGUGCAUUUGUUGCUGCAUAGUAUAAAAAGACAUUUGUCUUCAAGAUAUUGUAGAUGAUUGACUUACUCUAUUAGGUGGUCAGUAUCAUUUUUGUGCUCACCAUGUACCCCCACCUCUCCUAAAAUUUUUAUUUAAAAGAACUUUUCAUUAAUGCCUUCCACCAAAUGUAUUUCAAUAUUUUUGUAAUGAAGCAUUCAACUAAAUAAAAGUUGGCAUUGGCAUGGUG
This is a messenger RNA of Ctenopharyngodon idella (grass carp), 3683 nucleotides long. It is a transcript of the gene sf1, whose product is annotated as splicing factor 1. The record is from RefSeq and is a predicted model, not a curated record. Lineage: Eukaryota; Metazoa; Chordata; Actinopteri; Cypriniformes; Xenocyprididae. Gene Ontology annotation, cellular component: nucleus. The transcript is spliced from 10 exons. Gene Ontology annotation, biological process: regulation of mRNA splicing, via spliceosome. Bases 1452 to 3002 code for a protein of 516 amino acids. Gene Ontology annotation, molecular function: zinc ion binding; mRNA binding.